Molecule: messenger RNA, 2232 nt
Organism: Aethina tumida (small hive beetle)
Lineage: Eukaryota; Metazoa; Arthropoda; Insecta; Coleoptera; Nitidulidae
Product: DNA-binding protein D-ETS-6-like
Exons: 4
Coding region: 50-1549 (499 amino acids)
Biological process (GO): regulation of transcription by RNA polymerase II; cell differentiation
Cellular component (GO): nucleus
Molecular function (GO): sequence-specific DNA binding; DNA-binding transcription factor activity, RNA polymerase II-specific
Source: RefSeq, a predicted model, not a curated record
UACAUCCACGGCGAGCGGGAAGAUAUCGAAAAAGCAAUGCGAAAACGAAAUGAUUUUUCACAAGCUGAAGCCGUCCGAACUGCUUAAGCAUCUGUUGAGUGCACGGAUCGAGAACAAGCACAAGACACAUUUGAAGAGUGAGUCAUGCGCCUCGGUGAUUCAGGGGAAGUCGCGGAAAUGCUUUUCACCGGAAUUGUCCAGUCAUAAAUUCGAGAGUGCGUUUAAUUCUGUGGGCACUACAGUUUCGUCCGUAACAGAGGCUAGUUAUAACUACGAAAAUGGAAUUAUGGACGAAACGAGCGACAUUGACGAGAAUAAAGAAUUAUCCAGCAGCACCCUUUAUGGAGAAGUACAAACCAGACAUGAACAUGUGCAGGAACAGCCGGAAGACUUCCAGGACAUCGUUGGUGAUCUGUCAACCGACACCAUUGACUUUAUUUUAUCCGAAAGUUUAUACAUUAAGUCACCCCCAUACAAUCAACACUCUCGGGGUAGUGACACGUGUGAAUUUGUGGAACUGCAACCGAGUACUAGUGCCUCAGUUUCGGACAUAUUAUCGAAGGCUUCUUCUUCAAAAGGGGAAUCGAACGUUGAAGUCUGUCCGACGGAAAGUGAUAAGGUGAUUAGUGGGGACGGUGUGAUAAAAUGUGACUCGGACAGUGAUAGUGAUCAAGAAAUUGAAAAUGCUAUGGUACUAGUUCCUUCUGAUCCACUCGAAUGGACCGCCGAACACAUUAAAUCAUGGCUGUCGUGGAGUUCACAAAAAUUCUCGCUGGACCCGAAACCGGAUCCGGGAAGUUUCCCGGAAACAGGGACCGAGCUGUGCGAAUUGUCCAGGGCCGAGUUCGAGACCAGGGCCGGAUCAGAGAGGACGGGCAAGAUCUUGGCCAAAUACAUCGCUCAUCAAAGGCACAGCGUCACUGGCCGGGCGAGCAGCCCCCUCAACAUUGAAUGCAAAGUGUUUGCUGAAAGCGACAGCGAUGAGGAACAAGAUCCGUAUCAGCUGCUGAACGCCGCCACGAGCCGAUUGGUGGCGCAGGGCAGCGGCCAGAUCCAAUUGUGGCAGUUCCUCCUCGAGCUGCUGAACGAUUCGUCGAAUGCGGCGUGCAUCACGUGGGAGGGCACCAAUGGUGAAUUCAAGCUGACCGACCCCGACGAGGUGGCGCGACGUUGGGGCGAACGCAAGUCGAAGCCGAACAUGAACUACGACAAGCUGAGCAGAGCACUCAGAUACUACUACGACAAGAACAUAAUGUCGAAAGUCCACGGCAAACGGUACGCGUACAAGUUUGACUUCCACGGCUUGAUGGCGGCCUGCCAGGCCCAAGCCCAGGGCCAAAGUGACGUCAUGCCUGGCUAUCAUAAGUAUCAGCCGCACCAGAGCGAACUCGGAGCCGCCUUGUAUCCGACAGGACCAGGCGGAAAUCCCAGGAUACCCAGCAUAUUGCCAGGCGGAGCACAACAUUCCCAACCCAGCCUGUUUUCGCCUCCGACCUAUUGGCCCUAUUCACCAGGAUCGUUUGAUCCUAGAGGGCAUCCGUUCAAUUGAAUCGAAUCGAGAGGGUUUUAAUCAGUGUGAUGAGUGGUGUUUUCUUUUUGUGAGGUGAAACGGUGGUCAUCAUUAAAAAUGAAUAUCUACCUCCGUUAUUUUUAAAUCGUCCCAAUAAUCAGUUCAUUUCAAAUUGAUUAUUUUUACAAAAGAAAAUAAAAUAGUGUAAAUAAUUGAUUGUUUUUUUAUUAAAUAUUGUGAUAUGUUUUAAUUUAAGAUACCAUUAAUUCUGGUACAAUGGGUACUUGUAAAAAUUUUAAAAUUAUUGAAUGUGUAUAUACAAAUUGAAAUUUAGAGUCUUAGAACAUUUUAACUAUAAUUCAUUUAUCUCCAUUACAUUUUGAUUUACAGAUUAUUUUGUAAUAAUUAUUUAAAGUAAAUGUUUAGGUACAAUAAAAUAUAUUUCUUUGAACUUAUAAAUUUAGUUAAAUUGAUCUGUUAUGUGUGUACAUUUUAAAUAAUUUUAUUAUUAUUAUUAUUAUUAACAAAUCUUUGUUGACGAUUAUUUCAAUUUAGCCUUGGUAAAGUGAAGUUUAUGUUUGUACUUUAUCAAAUAAUGCUUGGGAUUUAUACGUACCAGUUUUUUUUAAGUAAGUUCCUGUUGUCUUGCUUUAAUUUUUUCGGUUGGAUUUAGGUUAAAUUAAUGUUAGGUUGUUAUUGACUAAAUAAAUAAAUAAAUUGCA